Molecule: messenger RNA, 1554 nt
Organism: Aspergillus oryzae RIB40
Lineage: Eukaryota; Fungi; Ascomycota; Eurotiomycetes; Eurotiales; Aspergillaceae
Product: C2H2 zinc finger protein
Exons: 3
Coding region: 1-1554 (517 amino acids)
Biological process (GO): regulation of transcription by RNA polymerase II
Molecular function (GO): DNA-binding transcription factor activity, RNA polymerase II-specific; RNA polymerase II cis-regulatory region sequence-specific DNA binding
Source: RefSeq, a predicted model, not a curated record
AUGUCCGAUCAGAUGCAGGUCGAUUCGCAUUCGACUUCAGGCAAUACGGCGGAUGCCUUUGGAACGGCAGAUAACAGCACGUCCCUUAUGAAUACCUCCACAGUUGCAAGUCCGGGCCCAAUAGAAGAUUCGGCUUCACAGGAUGGGGAUCGUCCACGUCAAAGGGAUGAAAUGGACUUGCAGGAUGCAAGUAACAAGUCCUUCUCUUACCCUAUGCCGACGGCAGGUCUCGGUGAUCCCCGUCGUGGCCUGAGCUUACCAGGCUCUGGAUUCAAUAAAGCUGGCCAGCGAUCACCAUCGGCUAAAAAGCACCGUUGCCCAUACUGUUCUACCGAAUUCACAAGGCAUCAUAAUCUCAAAAGCCACCUUCUUACCCAUAGUCAAGAGAAACCGUACGUGUGCCAGACUUGCCAAUCACGCUUCCGAAGACUUCACGACUUGAAAAGACACACAAAACUCCACACCGGAGAGCGUCCACACAUCUGCCCCAAAUGCGGGCGUCGAUUUGCUCGUGGAGACGCUCUCGCUCGACAUAAUAAAGGGCAAGGUGGAUGCGCCGGUCGUCGGGCGAGCAUGGGAAGUUACGCUCCUGAAGAUGAAUACGGCGACGCUGGUGGUCAUCCAGGUGCGGAGGAUACGAUGGAUGGCCUCGUCUAUGCAGAGCCCGAGCGUAUGGAUGAAGAGGACGAACGUCGCAUGAGCAUGCCGAGCAUUAAAAAGCAUGAUAUUCCCACAGAGUCGAUCACACGAUCCAAUACCGCAAAUAGUUAUCAACCGCGGCAGCCGAGCACUUAUCCCCCGAUUGCCGCUGGCAGGCCAUCUCCAGGGGGCCUUUUCCCGCCUCCUGCGAGUCAUGGCGGCUCCAGCGCAUCAGCGUCCCCCAUCUCGCAGCCCGGUAACUUGACAUUUCCACCUCCUGGCCAGCAUUCCGGAGCCUCAAUAUUCCAACCAUCAAAUGUCACCGAAAGCCCAAAGCCACUUUCACCCAAUGCACUACCUUCGCACCAGCUCGGCCAUGGCCCUGAACUUCAUCGCGCUCACUCUCCAGGCAUGUCGCAGUCAUUCCAGCAACAAUCGUAUAACAGGUCGGGGUCUUCUCAGGCAUCUGUUGCAAAUCAUACCGCCGGUAGCUUAGGCCUUCCCCCGCCACAGCCUGGUGCUCCUCAGCUUCCUCCACCGCCUGGAAUGAAUACCUCAGAUUCUCGCUUUACAAUUCACCCUCAGGGCUCUGUGCAACCACCACCGGCCGCUACGAAACAUACCCCAUCCCACAGCCAUUCUAGCAACCAUAACGGGCCUCUGGCGUCCAAACCAGGUCCGGAGGUGACCGCAAAUAAUAAUGGGCAUCUUCCAGGACCACAUGACUCCAAUUAUGCUGAUCAGAAUCGUGAGCGAGAGGAUAAGUUAUGGGCAUAUAUCCGUUCUGUUCAUGAAGAACUAGCAGGAUUGAAGACCGAAGUGCCACACAACCUCAGGUUGAGCCGAGCACUGUGGGUGCAAGCCAACGGCAUCCGGUUGAUGAUGAUGACUGUUGAUUAUCUUCUUGACAUAUAA